AUACUAUACACCUCCUCUACAAUUCUCUUCACCUUUCUUUAUUUCGCAGUCAUCAAUUGAAAAAAAAAAAAAAUUAGAGAAUCAAAAGAUGUGUUGGGUCUUCUUAUGUGAUGAAGAGGAGAGAGAAUUGGGUAGGCAACAAGCUCCUGGAUCAUGUCCCUACUGUGGAGGAAAAGUUGUAGCCAUGGAUGUUGAAAGAAAAUGGAGUUUCUGCUUUCUACCCAUUUGUUAUAAGAUCAAGAGGAAGUACUUUUGCUCUUUAUGUGCCAGGAGAUUGGAAUUAUAUCACUAGAAACACCAGGGAAUUCAAGAAGAGCUAUAACUGGAAAGCUGCCAAACCAAGAAACUAGAAGCUUCAAUGGUGAUAAUUUCCAGAUUUUGUCUUCUUCUUCUUCUUCUGUAUCUUGUUUGAAUUUGCUAUGUGUGUAAUGUUGUAAAGAUUUUAGAUAAACUUUUCACAUACCCAUAUGAAGAAACUUUAAUUCCUUGGGCUCAGAAUUUAUGGGUUUUCCUUUAAAAUUAUUUUUGAUACAAAAUUAUGUAAGUUUUGGAUGUCCUGGUGAAAGAAAUUAAACAUGGAUCUGAAAUGGGUUUUGUUUGGGGUACAGGAAUGCUGGUGUAGGUUCGUUCUUCGAUAUGCUUCCCUUUAAAUGAAAUAAAACUCAAUCCAUGUUCUGGGUGAUGCGACUAAAAUUGUCUAAUCCACUGAGACAUCUCUUAAAUAAUGUCCAGGUCAGGGAUCGAGUUUUUAACCUUAUUUUCUGUCAUUGUCUAAGAGUCUUGUAAAAAACGUUUUGGGUGAUGUCAGAGAGAGAGAGAGAGCUGUGGGGUUUGAGAAAGGGAGCAGAG
Messenger RNA from Manihot esculenta (cassava), 849 nucleotides. RefSeq lists its product as uncharacterized. The coding region runs from base 89 to 292 and encodes 67 amino acids. NCBI's taxonomy places the organism in Eukaryota, Viridiplantae, Streptophyta, Magnoliopsida, Malpighiales, Euphorbiaceae. The transcript has a single exon. The record is from RefSeq and is a predicted model, not a curated record.